Molecule: messenger RNA, 2898 nt
Organism: Dipodomys ordii (Ord's kangaroo rat)
Lineage: Eukaryota; Metazoa; Chordata; Mammalia; Rodentia; Heteromyidae
Gene: Ccdc15
Product: coiled-coil domain containing 15
Exons: 14
Coding region: 105-2420 (771 amino acids)
Cellular component (GO): centrosome
Source: RefSeq, a predicted model, not a curated record
CGGCCGCGCCGCUGCCUCCCCGGGGAGGCGGGGGCUUUGGCCGCGGGGGUUUGGGAGGUGUUAGGCGUUUCGGUUUUUGUUUUCUCCCUCACCAGGAGCCACCGAUGCCGGGACGUGUGGCCCCGCUCAAGAAGCCUCGGAGUGCCACAGCUUUGCCCCUGGCCCUGAACCCCAGGAAGAGCCACGACGUGCUGGCCGUGUUGGCCGAGAGGAGCGAGGUCGUGGCGCCGGUGGGGGCGUGGGUGGAGCCGGCCUCCCCGCAGUGCCGGGAGAUCCCGGCGCACACUUCAGCAUAUAUAAUUGAAGAAGAACUAAAGGAACAACAAAGAAGGAAACAAGAAGCUUUGAAACAUUUUCAGAGACAAGUCAAAUACCGAGUAAAUCAACAAGUCAGGCUUAGAAAAAAGCAACAGCUUCAGAAGUCUUAUGAAGCAGUAGAAAAAGAAGGCUCUAUAGCCAUGCAGUCUUCAGAUCGAACUCUUAAAAGGACAAGCGUUUUUCCAAGUACUUUGAAUGCUGCUAUUGGAAGUUCUGUGUUACCUCCUUCCCAGAUGCUUGGGGAUACAGUAGAUAAUGGAGAGAAUCACAGUGAAUUAUUCCAGCAAGCCCAGGCUCUUAGUCAAACCAUGAAACAGGCACGACACCAGCUGGCAUCCUUUAAAACGACAACACCUUCUAAGAAGCCAGAAAACAUCAAGAUAAAUACAGAAACAAGAAGAGAGUUCCCCCUAAACAAUCAUCAAGAUCUUCUAACUACUGUACAUUACCAAAACUUUAUGGAUAAUCAGGGCCUUCAGGAUAUUCUGACAGAAGCUCAAGAUUGUCUUCCAGAAGCUCAAGGUGAUCUCUCAGAAACUCAGAAUUAUUCAGCAGAAAUUCAAAGUGUAAAGCUCAAAUCUCCAAGCAUCGAGCCAGAUUCUCAGGCCACUGGGCCAGAAGGAAAGGUUAUGAAAACAGAAACUGUGAGUACUGAGCUAGAAGAUGGGAAUAUUGAGAUGGUUGUCCAAGAUUUGCUCUCCAAUUGUCAUCACCAGCAUUCUAUACCCAAAGACCACUGUGUUCUCCAUGAAGACCAGAAUAUUUUACCUAAAUAUCAGGACCAGAAUUUUCUACCUAGAAAUUGUCAUAUCCUCCCCAAAAGUCAGGACCAAGACUUUCUACAAACAGACCAGGAUUUUCUACUCAAAGACCAGUGUGUUCUUCCCAAAAGCCAGAGUAUUCCAUCUAAAUAUCAGAACCAGGAUUUUCUCUCUACAGACCAGAAUAUUCUACCCAAAUGUGAAGUCCAAGAUUUUCUCCUCAAAGAUCAGAAUAUUCUACACCAAUAUCAGGAGCAUGAUUUUCAAUCUAAAAAUCAGAAAGUACGCUUUCAGGAGCCAUUCUCUGAUAGGACAGAUGAAAAAGGGAGAGAAGUCCCUUCUGUGGAUCAUCAGUACCUGCCAUCUAAAUUCAGGUUCCAGGACUUCAUAGGAGACCAGAACAUAUUUCUCCAACAACCCUCAUCUUUUAUGAGAGAGAAAAGAGAGGGGGAAGAGUUGCUUCCGGAGUAUCAUCAGUAUGUUCCACCUAAAAUCCAGGACCAAGUCUCCUAUAGAGAAGAGAGCCCAUACUUUAGGCACAAGCUGUCUGUUGGGACAGCUGAAAGACGUCAGGAGGAUUUCCCUCUGGAGGGUCAUCAGCAUCUUCCAUAUAGGCAUCAGAGAAAUACCUGCAGAAGACGACAGGUUUCUAAUGAAGAUCAGUCAGAAUUGAACACUGAAUUCCAAGUUCCACUGGCAUUUCAGUCUGGAGUAGAUCAAGAAGAAGACAAGAAAGAGCGCCAAAAGCAGUAUCUGAGAUACAGAAGACUGUUCAUGGAUAUUGAGAGAGAGCAAGUGAAGGAACAAAAAAGAGAAAGAGAACAAAAGAAAAAAAUUGAAAAAAUUAAGAAAAGGAAAGAGCAACAACGUUAUGCUGAAGAGCAGAGGAUCCUGAGAAUGAAAUGUCAUAAAGAACCACACUCUGAGGAGAUGAGUGACCUUUUAGCUCAGUUACAACUUGAAGAAAUAAAAGGAGCCAGAGAAAAACAGCAACAGAAAGAAAAAGAAUACAUCAGAUAUGUGGAAGCUUUACGAGCCCAGGUCAAGGAGAAAAUGAAGCUGUACAAUAUCACUUUACCUCCGUUAUGCUGUUGUGGUCCUGAUUUUUGGGAUGCUCAUCCUGAUACCUGUGCCAACAAUUGUAUUUUCUAUAAAAAUCACAGAGCAUAUAAUCGGGCAUUAUAUUCAGUCAUCAAUUCUGCAGAUAUCUCUGAGGGGAACUCAACUCUUCGAAGUGCCAUUCGUAAUUUUGCUUCUGCAAACAGACGGACUUUGAAAAGAAUCUCUAAUAAGAAUCAGAAGUCAGCUGAAACAUCAAGUAGUAUUUCAGCCUCCUCCUAAAUUCAUCUCUGAGAAAUUACCGAGAAAAACUAUAAAGUGUAUAAGGUGUUGUAUCUGGAAAGAAAUACUGUUGUACAUAGUAAUUAUCUUUAUAAUUAGAUAUCUGCUUUGGGACCAAGACUGAAAAUUGACUCAAACAUGUCUCUUUUUUGAUCAGACAGGUAAGGUUUCUCUUAUCUUGCUCUGAUCAGAGGACCUUAUGAGAAAUCUUUCUAAAACUGUCUUGAGCCUUGACCAUGUUGAAAAUGUCUGGCUAAAGCAAAAAAAAAAAAAAAUGAUGAAAUGGGUUUCUGAGCUUUCCCAAUUUUAUAUAACAGUUUGAAUUUGGUAUAUGUUUCCUUCUCAAAAAUUUCUCUCCUUUUUUUUUUAUUUUUUAAUUUAUUGACUCUCCCCUUUCAGUGAAGUGAACCUCAGAGUCUUUUUUUAAAUAUAUUUUUUUAAUUGUAAAAAGUCAAAUAAAUCCUCUAUCUUUUGCAUA